AUGGCCUCCAUGCUGAGACCCCUUCUCAUCACCCUCUUAAUCACCACUCUCCUCAUCUCCUACAUUCCAGCGGUGAAGGUGUCAGCAGCAGCAUUAAUACUAUACAACAAGUGCACCCACCCAGUGUGGCCCGGCAUCCAACCCGGCGCAGGAAAGCCCAUUUUGGCCCGCGGAGGCUUCAAGCUCCCACCUAACAAAGCCUACUCCCUCCAACUCCCCGCCCUCUGGUCGGGCCGCUUCUGGGGCCGACACGGCUGCGCCUUCGACGCAUCCGGUCGAGGCCGCUGCGCCACCGGGGACUGCGGUGGUUCUCUCUUCUGCAACGGCAUCGGAGGAACCCCGCCUGCGACCUUAGCAGAGUUCACACUGGGUAAUGACCAAGACUUCUACGAUGUCAGCCUUGUUGAUGGGUACAACCUACCCAUCUCCAUUACCCCUUUCAAGGGAUCUGGGAAGUGCAGCUACGCUGGGUGUGUGAGUGACCUCAACAUGAUGUGCCCGGUGGGCCUGCAGGUUCGGUCACAUGACAAGAAGCGCGUGGUGGCAUGCAAGAGUGCUUGCUCUGCUUUCAACUCACCCGAGUACUGCUGCACUGGUUCCUAUGGAAGCCCACAGGCCUGCAAGCCCACUGCUUAUUCUAAAAUCUUCAAGACCGCAUGCCCCAAGGCCUAUUCCUAUGCCUAUGAUGACCCUACCAGCAUUGCCACUUGCACCAAGGCUAGCUAUUUGGUCACUUUCUGCGCUCACCACCGCAACUGA
Gastrolobium bilobum is the source of this 759-nucleotide messenger RNA. Its product is annotated as thaumatin-like protein. The transcript is spliced from 2 exons. Gene Ontology annotation, biological process: defense response. NCBI's taxonomy places the organism in Eukaryota, Viridiplantae, Streptophyta, Magnoliopsida, Fabales, Fabaceae. Bases 1 to 759 code for a protein of 252 amino acids. Gene Ontology annotation, cellular component: extracellular region. The record is from RefSeq and is a predicted model, not a curated record.